CACGCGCUCGCCAGUCACAUGAGCCCCGCGGGCAAACAUUAAGCCAAUCCUGUGGCGUGAAUCAUUUUGGGGGCGGGGCCAUAACCAGGCCAUAUAAGAGCGCCGGUGCCUCAGAAUGCCUGCAAUUCCCAGCGAGUGAUCCUGCAGUGAGCAACCAUGACGCUAUAUAUACUUGCCUUCGGCCUUUGCGUGGCCACCACUUAUGCUGCCCCUAUGAGUGACCCUGUUUUGGAUGCGUCCUGGCAGCAGUACUUGAGUUUCUACUCUAAAUCCUAUAACACUAAAGAAGCUGGCUGGAGGCGAAUGGUAUGGGAGAAAAAUCUAAAGACAAUUGAAAUGCAUAACAUGGAAUAUGUCAUGGGGAAACACACUUACAAGCUUGGCAUGAAUCAUUUUGGUGAUAUGACUACAGAAGAAUUUAGACAGGUAAUGAAUGGCUACAAACACAAGCCUGACAGGAAACGUGGGUCAACCUUUAUGGCUCCAAACAACUUUGAACCCCCCAGGAGUGUUGACUGGCGCAAAGAAGGAUAUGUAACACCAGUUAAAGAUCAGGGUCAGUGUGGCUCUUGCUGGGCAUUCAGUUCUACUGGAGCUCUAGAAGGACAACACUUUAGACAGACUGGAAAACUAGUGUCCCUUAGUGAGCAAAACCUUGUUGACUGCUCUAGACCAGAAGGGAAUGAAGGUUGCAAUGGAGGUCUCAUGGAUCAAGCUUUCCAAUAUGUUUUGGACAACAAAGGCAUUGACUCUGAAGAGUCUUAUCCAUAUAUUGCUAAGGAUGAUCAAGAGUGUGCAUACAACUCCAACAACACUGCUGCAAAUGACACUGGUUUUAUGGAUGUAACUUCUGGAAGUGAGAAGGAGUUGAUGAAGGCUAUAGCUUCAGUUGGUCCUGUGUCUGUGGCCAUUGAUGCUGGACAUCAAUCAUUCCAGUUCUAUCAGAGUGGUAUCUACUAUGAGCCUGACUGCAGCAGCACAGAGCUAGAUCAUGGUGUCCUUGCUGUUGGCUAUGGAUAUCAAGGAGAGGAUGUUGAUGGAAAGAAAUACUGGAUAAUUAAAAACAGCUGGAGUGAGAAAUGGGGUGACGGUGGAUACGUUUUAAUUGCCAAAGACCGAGGAAAUCACUGCGGGGUUGCAACAUCUGCUAGCUAUCCUCUAGUAUAAUUUUUCAAAGACAUAUUAAGACACUAGACACCUGUUCUGAAUUUAUUUUUUAACUUAAGUUUUACCAGUUGUGAAUAUGCUGCAGGAUCACAGCUAUGUCCUGGGAAUCUUCACAUAAAGCUGCAUUGUUUUAGUACUGUUUAAAUGUUUUUAUUUGUGAUGGUUUUUAUAUUGUAAAAUAAAACUCUUAAUCCAA
Hyla sarda is the source of this 1363-nucleotide messenger RNA. RefSeq names its product cathepsin L (gene CTSL). The record is from RefSeq and is a predicted model, not a curated record. Bases 157 to 1167 code for a protein of 336 amino acids. Gene Ontology annotation, cellular component: lysosome. Lineage: Eukaryota; Metazoa; Chordata; Amphibia; Anura; Hylidae. The transcript has 8 exons. Gene Ontology annotation, biological process: immune response. Gene Ontology annotation, molecular function: cysteine-type endopeptidase activity.